Dacryopinax primogenitus is the source of this 996-nucleotide messenger RNA. RefSeq lists its product as uncharacterized. The record is from RefSeq and is a predicted model, not a curated record. Lineage: Eukaryota; Fungi; Basidiomycota; Dacrymycetes; Dacrymycetales; Dacrymycetaceae. The transcript has 5 exons. Bases 1 to 996 code for a protein of 331 amino acids.
AUGGCCCCCCUCCCUCUCCCUCACCCUCCUUCUUCCCUCCCAUGCUCUUCUCCAGCUCUCCAAGUGCUCUUUCCCCAGUUUCUGCAGCAUCCCUUGCCUCCUGCACUUUCCCCAGCCUCCCACCCAGCCUCCCACCAAGCUCACCUUUCCCUCCCACUCCUCCUCCUCCUCCUUCUUGCAAGAUGCCCCCCCCAUAACAAGAAAAGCACAACUCUGGGUGUUCCCACUGACCUUCCUGAGAAGGUCAGUGGGAACCAGCCUAAGCCUGCAACCAAGAAGGCAUGCCCACCUCCCAAGCAGCAGCAGCAGCAGCAGCAGCAGCCCUUGAUGCCCAAGGCUCCUGGCAAACAUGUGCCUGAGACUCAAGAUGUUGAUGCACUUGGUCUUGACAAAACCAUGACUGAUGCACCUCACAAGCAUGUCAAGAAGCCAGCCAACCCCAUGAAGCAAGCCGAGAACAUGGUUGAUGUUGCCAAAGAGACCACUAAGGCAUUUGAUGAAGUCAAGGUGCAGCUCAAUGAAGUCAAGAAGAAGGUGCCUGCCAUGGAGGACCACUCCUCCAUGAUACUGAAGCCUCCUGGUCAAGCAGGAUGCAAGACUCAAAUCAAGGACAGCAAGGUUAUUCAGCUCAGCUUUCACAUGAAGACAGAAAUGAAGAUUGACCCAAAGAUGUACAAUUGGCUUGUUUAUGAAAUCAAGUCCUACAUGCACAAAAUGCACAUGAAGUGGUUGGUCUUGUACUGCUCCCAACCUGCCCACAAGAUUGCAGAAGUCUGCAAGCUGGCUCAAGAACAAUCUCCCAUCCUCAACCCUACAUUGAUGAUUGGGCAACAAGAUUUGCAACAAACAGAAGUGCAGGCUAUUGCUGGGCUGGAGCCAGAGGAGCCAAGGGAAGAGCCUGGGCAUGAUGAGCUCAAGCAGGAGAGGAUGAGGGCAGAUGAAGAUGAGGAAGCAGAGAUGAAGAACAGUGAUGAGGAUGAGGAUGAGGAUGAGUAG